Molecule: messenger RNA, 1618 nt
Organism: Paramacrobiotus metropolitanus
Lineage: Eukaryota; Metazoa; Tardigrada; Eutardigrada; Parachela; Macrobiotidae
Product: zinc metalloproteinase nas-14-like
Exons: 7
Coding region: 47-1204 (385 amino acids)
Biological process (GO): proteolysis
Molecular function (GO): zinc ion binding; metalloendopeptidase activity
Source: RefSeq, a predicted model, not a curated record
UGUGCGUAUACUCGUACUGUAUUUACAGUUAGCUGGUAUAAACAACAUGCACCAAAACAUGUCGCUAACAUCUUUCAGGUUUUGGAUAUUAUGCUGCUUCAUCCACUGCGCCAAACCAGCCAGCUGCGCCAAGCUACCACAAGGCUGGAAAAGCCGGAUACAUUCCUCGAUUUUGGAGGCUGAUGAAUCCCUAACCGGAAAUGAUAUCAUUUGGAAUGAGGACGCUUCCGGACAUAUGGCUGCACACGGGAACGAAAGCGGGCAGAUGUACAGUUACAGUUACUGGCCGAACACCGGAAAAUGUGUUCCUUACUUGAUACAUCCAGAGUUCGAUAGCAGAGCUCGAAGGCUUAUUACGGAUGCGCUGCGCACGAUAGAACGGCGAACCGACAACUGUUUAAAUUUCAAAAUUCGCUCUGAUGAGAAAGAGUACAUUGGAUUUUUUCCCGGAAGGGGAUGUAAUUCACAAGUUGGGAGAGUUCCCGGAAGUGUAACACACAUUAAACUUGGCAGCCGCUGCAUGGCAGAAGGUAUUAUUUUGCACGAAAUUCUCCACGCGCUAGGCUUUUACCACGAACAAAACCGUCCCGAUCGGGAUGAUUACGUGCAAGUGUUUGUCGACCAUAUUCAGCCCGGAAUGUACAACAUGAAUUACCGUAUCUUGCCCAAUAUGUCGACACACGGGGUGCAGUACGACUUCGACUCCAUUCUGCACUAUUCCCCUUUCGAAUUCGCCAUCAGCCGGAAACGGCCAGCAAUGUUGCCGCGAUUCGGGAAAGACAAGAUGAUUGGUCAGCGCAGACGGCUGAGUAGCCAGGAUGAGACCAAAAUCAAGAAAGCGUACGGCUGCAUCGAUGAAAACUUUGAGAAAGUGCCGCAGACGCCUGCAGUGUGCAGGGACAGUGCAGGAAACGAAGCCAGUUCGUUUAGGAUUACUGCUACUUCGGAUCGCAGUACUACGACAAUGAAGAGUAGCACGAGAAAACGUACUACAACCACAGAAUCGCCUCCAAACUUAGGUUAUGCGCCAGCCAGUUUACAAAGCAGCGGAAACAUUUUUAACGGACCGGUUCGCGGUGUUGAUGUGUCAUGCACAGUCUUGUGUACCACCUGGUGGCUGUGUACUAUCGCCAACAUUGAAAACCCACGGACAUGCGGAGGUCAGCCACCUCGUUGCAACUGCAAUGAAUUUGCUUUCGGCUGAAACACCUUGCCUUGGGAGGAGAAUGCGCGUACGGAGCAAACCGAUUUUAUGCCUUAUGGUGCCAUUAAGAAGCAACAAAACGGAAUUACGUACACUCAUUCGCUUGGGGAAUCCGUAAACGUAAGCGUAAAUACAUAGACGUGGGAAACAGUAGAUUUUCUUUCUCGGUUUUAUUUGAUUACAUGUAGAGGGUGUUCGUUAAUUGUUGUGAGUUACGAUUGCGUAUGUUUUGCAAACUGAUUGUAUGUAGAAGUUUCUUUUACAGUUUUAUCGUAAUACGCAAUACGGUAGUGCUUUGCUGUGUGAGUAAGGACGCUAAACAGUUAAAUUUAAGAUUUCACAGUCUUAAUAGUAAGUACUACAGAUCUGUACAAAUCAUGGAUUAAAUUCAGUACUUGCGACUAUGGACACGCG